AUGGCGGAUUACGACCAAAGACCCCGCGGAGGCCGAGGAGGGUAUAACAAUAACCGCAAGAGAAGAUAUAGAGAUGAGGACGAUUACGAUCGCCGACCGCAGCGACGCCGCUAUGAAGAGCCCCUCGUGGUCAAAGUACGCAAACAACUCCUCGCGAUUGCGGAAUCGCCCUUGAAGCGUGUGGAGGACGAGGUUAGCUCUAUCGCCAAGACGGUGUGUGAUAACUACGAGGAUGAGGAGCUCCGGAAUGCGUUCUAUGACUUGGCCUUGCAAUUGGUCGUUGAGCAGCCGUUUAAGAUCCCGUUUGUGGCCGCCGUUGUGUUGAUUAUAAAUACGAUCAAGGCGGAGAUGGUUACGGAGGUGCUGAGCAGAGCGGCGGGGAGGAUGAAUGAGAAGAUUCGGGAGGGGGAGUGGAGAGAGGUUAAACUGCUUAUGAAGUUCUUGGGUGGGCUGCAGGGGAUAUUAGAGGGGGAUGGGGUGUGGAGUGUUCUGCAGGAUCUUUUGACCAAGGCUGUGGAUUUGCAGACGGAGAAUAACGAGGAGACUAUUGGCCCGGAGCUUGUCAAGAUCAUCCUCUUCACGAUCCCGUAUAUUAUGGCUUCGUCGGCGACGGAUGCCCAGGAUAAGGCCAACAGCAUGGUGGAAAACACGGAUAUCAUUGCUUCGGAACCUCAUGUGCUUCAGUCUCUGGUCGACCCAUAUCCCGGGAACGGUACGGACGAAGCAAAAGCGCCCAAUGGCGUCCUUAGUCUUCUCCAGAAACAGCUACAACACGAGUCCACAAACGGGUGGGAGGUAGCUUGUCUUCCGCGGCCUUGGAAGGUUGUUCUGGAAUCUGAACAACCCGAUGCUCUGGCUUCGUCCCCUAAACAUCCUCUUCCAUCGAUAGUUAUUCCUGAUGUGGUUAUUGCUGGCCCAAGACCGUUGUUUCCCGAGCUUUAUUUCUCAGUCUACGCUCAUCAGGAUGUUGAGACUGUGCCGCCGAUGACGGAUAUUGCUUCCUGCCUAUUGCGGGAUUCAUUGGUGGAUACGAUCAACAUUCUUGACUUUAACAGAAAUGCUACAGCUCGCUUUUUGAUCGAUAUCGAUUGCUACUUCGCACCCGACACUUUCGUCAAGCGAGCCACUCCAUUCGACAGACUUCGGGAUGUGGAGGGCGACAGGUCUACUUGGAAGCCAGAAGAUGUUGCAGUUGAUGCAGUGUUCUCGCAGCUAUUCCAACUCCCUAGCCCAGAGCACAAGUUGGUCUAUUACCACUCUGUCCUAACCGAGGCGUGUAAAAUUGCACCAGCUGCUAUAGCACCGAGUCUUGGUCGAGCGAUCCGUUUCCUGUACCGAAACGUCGAUUCGAUGGAUCUCGAGCUGAGCUACAUAUUUAUGGAUUGGUUUGCUCACCAUCUAAGCAACUUCGGGUUCACUUGGAAGUGGACGGAGUGGAUUGAUGACGUUGAGCUCUCGUCCCUGAACCCGAAGAAAGCUUUCAUUGAAGGCUCUUUGGAUAAAGAAAUCCGUUUGAGUUUUGCACAGCGGAUCAAGGGGACUCUGCCGCCACCUUAUCAACAGCUGAUUUCUGAGGAGAAGGAGAAAGAUACCCCUGAUUUCAAGUACAAUGACGAGAAUACGCCGUUUGCACCAGAGGGAGCUGAGAUGCUGGCGCUUCUGAAGAAAAAAGCACCAGAGGAUCAGAUACAACCAGUUAUCGACCGGAUCCACGCCCAAGCAUUGGACAUGCGUCUCGCAGAUCCCCUCGUCGUUUCAACCGACGUCUACAUGACAACAAUUUGCUUCAUCGGCUCCAAAUCCCUCUCUCACGUUCUCUCCUCCAUCGAGCGAUGCAAAGAGCGUCUCCUCGCAAUCGGUCCUCAAUCCCCAGCCGCACGGAAGCAAAUCAUCGAUUCCGUCAUGUCAUACUGGAAAGACCAGCCUGGAAUCGGCGUAAACAUCGUCGAUAAAUUACUUAACUACAUGAUUCUAAGUCCCGGCAGCGUCAUCGAAUGGGCUGUAGGCCAAGAUGGCAAGCGGCUAAGCCAGGCAUUCGUCUAUGAGAUGGUUGGCUCUACAAUCGGAAAAGUCACAGGCAGAGUCCGACAGGUCGUCCGAGGCAUGAGCGUCCCUACCCUCACGCCGGAGCAGAGAUCAACUCUGGAGCAGACAGCCGAGACUGAGCGAAAAAGUAUGAAAGACCUCUUCCAGCUAAUGGAAGAACCCCUCGUCGCCUGGGCGACAGGUAGCAAAGACCAAGCUAUCCAAAGCGGUGACGGGGACAGCAACGAUGAGGCUAUGAUCAGACAGUGGGGAGAACGCUGGCUGCGGGUGUUCAGGAGGAAGUUCGCUGUCGAGGAGGCCUGGUAUUUGGCUGAGAAGGAGAAGCAGAAUAAGCGGCCGGUGGUGGAGGAGGUUCCUGCUGGGGCUGUGGAAAAUGGCGAUGCGGCUAUGGCGGAGGCGGAGGUCGAGGUGUAG
Molecule: messenger RNA, 2460 nt
Organism: Venustampulla echinocandica
Lineage: Eukaryota; Fungi; Ascomycota; Leotiomycetes; Helotiales; Pleuroascaceae
Product: putative nuclear cap-binding complex, subunit NCBP1
Exons: 4
Coding region: 1-2460 (819 amino acids)
Biological process (GO): nuclear-transcribed mRNA catabolic process, nonsense-mediated decay; mRNA export from nucleus
Cellular component (GO): nuclear cap binding complex; nucleus
Molecular function (GO): mRNA binding; RNA cap binding
Source: RefSeq, a predicted model, not a curated record